Hydractinia symbiolongicarpus is the source of this 3227-nucleotide messenger RNA. Its product is annotated as cysteine-rich with EGF-like domain protein 2. The transcript is spliced from 14 exons. Lineage: Eukaryota; Metazoa; Cnidaria; Hydrozoa; Anthoathecata; Hydractiniidae. The record is from RefSeq and is a predicted model, not a curated record. Gene Ontology annotation, molecular function: calcium ion binding. The coding region runs from base 58 to 1629 and encodes 523 amino acids.
UGAUAAAUUCUUUUCUCCGUAGGGUAAAUAAAUGUCUGUCAUUUACACUUGUAUAUAAUGUUCCCAAAAUUGAAGCUGCUCCAAUACCUAUAUCUUCUCCUAAAUAUUCAUCUCCUGACUGGAAGUAAAAUUUCAAAGAAAUGUCAGACAUGCAAAGAUGUUGUCAAGAAUUUUCAUAAGGGUAUGGAAAAAACUGCAAGAAAUCAUUUUGGAGGUGGAGAUACUGCAUGGGAAGAAUCUCGUCUAGGAAGUUAUGCGAGAAGUGAGACACGGCUGCUAGAAAUAUUAGAAGGGGUUUGCGAAGGUGUCUCGAAAGAGGCUGCCUGUCAUGCCAUGGUUGAGGAACAUGAGGAAAAUAUUGAAAAAUUUUGGUUUGACAAGCACCAUGAAUUAUCAGAAUUAGAACCAUUUAUGUGUAUAAUAGAAAUGAAAGUGUGUUGUCCUGAAGGAAAAUUUGGUAAAGAUUGCCAAGAUUGCCCUGGUGGUGCAGACCGUCCUUGCAAUGGCAGGGGGAAAUGCAAGGGUGCUGGCACCCGUGGAGGCACUGGUAAAUGUGAGUGUGACCAGGAAUAUCAAGGAAAAACUUGUGAAGAAUGCAGUGAUCAGUAUUAUGAUGCUGGCAACAAAACAUGUAAAAAAUGUCACGAAUCAUGCGCGUCCUCAUGUUCUGAUGGAACAAGCAAAGGUUGUGACGAUUGCAAAGAUGGUUAUGUGGAAGAUGCCGAUCAAGCUUGUGUAGAUAAAAAUGAGUGUGAAGAUGCUGAUAUAUGCAAGGAGGGAACAUUUUGUUUUAAUACUAAAGGCUCUUUCCGAUGUCACGAUUGUGAUCCAGCAUGCGAUGGUGGAUGUAUGGGGUCUGGACGCCGCAGCUGUGUUAACUGUAAAGCUGGGUGGAAGCUGCUUGAAGAUGGGAACGGGUGUGAAGAUAUAAACGAGUGCGACGGAGAGAUUACAUGCCAAGUUGGCACGUUCUGCAAAAACACAGAAGGUUCUCACGAAUGUCAGGCUUGUCAUGUCUCCUGUCAUGGUGGCUGCACUGGUGAAGGACCAGGCGCAUGUAAAGAGUGCGCGGAAGGAUAUAAAUGGUCGGAUGAAGGCUGCACGGAUGUUGAUGAAUGUCUUGACAACAAAGUCACGUGUCCGUCUGGAAAGGUGUGUGUCAAUAAAGAUGGACCUGAUUUGUGUGAGGCUUGUCAUUCGUCGUGUAUAGAAUGUGUAAAUACAAGACCGAGCGGUUGUUUGCAAUGUCAAGCUGGAUAUAAAUUAAUCGAGGGCGUAUGUGAAGAUGUGAACGAAUGCACGGCAAAUCCUUGCAAUAAGAAAACAGAGACGUGUUCCAACAGCCCCGGUUCGUAUCGAUGUAAAUGCAAAAAAGGAUUCGUUCGCACGAAAACAGGAGACUGCGUCAAGAAAGGUAAAAAAACAAAAAAAGAGAAUUCAAUUGAGCAUGAUAUAGAACAGGGUAGAUUCUUGACAGAGAAACAACUUAAGAUUGGCUCACUAUUAUAUGCGGUAUUUUUUGGUUUGAUUUACGUGUUGUUUAAACGCGGUCGGUAUUAUUCGAUCGCGUUUUUAGUCUUGUUACACGGUGUUCUAGUGGCUUAUGUUAACUUGAAAUUUAAAGCGUAAUAAAAAAGGUGUGACCAAAAAAUAAAUAAAACAUACCGUAAUGAUCCGAUUAAGCGCCCAGCCUAUUUUAAGCGCCCCCUCAAAAAGCGCCCAGGUAAUUUAAGUGCCCCCCUCCUCGAAUAAGCGCCCACCUGAUAAAAGGGGGCCCUUAAUCGAAAACUACUUUGAGAAACGUAUUUGAAAUUUGGCGCUUAUUUGAAAAUAAAGUUUAUUUUGUUACAUCACUUAUUCAGUUUUAAUUUUCAGGGAAAAAAAAUUGAAAUUUACCGUUGUCUUUAAUUUGUGCAAAAUUAGGAAAAAUUUAUAAGCGCCCUCCUCGAUUAAGGGCCUAUGCAAAAACUCCAUAAUUUAAUGAGCGCCCAGGGUGCUUGUUUGGAUCAUUACGGUAAUUGCCGCGGUUAUAUUAUUAUUGAUAAUUUUGACGUCAUUUAAUUCUCUUCCGUUGUUUACGAUGAAUCUUUGUUGUGAAUAAUGAAUCUUGCGUUAUUUUGAUUUCGUAGUAAAUGUUCAUCUUUUGUUUAUCCAUCAAACAUAUAAAUAGUUCUAGUGUUAGUCCCGUUUUUAUUAAAGUUCGCUAAUUUUUAAAUGCCUUGCCUGCAUUUAAUCCCCAUCGAAGUUGUUUCAAUCAGGACUUUGUGUUAUUUUGUUUAAAGCAGGCUUCGCCAAGCAACCGUUCUUUCCUUUCAAGCAAAUUCUAACAAUGUCAUUUAAAUUAGACCUUAUGAUAUGUCUGAGUUUGUUGAUGUGAACUUGAAAACCGUUGCAAGCAUUCUCCAAAAAUAGAAAAGGCUGUCUUUAUAUGUCAACUUAAACUGGUAUCACACCUGCAGAUGGUCGCGAUAUUUUAUGCGCCAGUUGUUCCGAAUAUAAGUUUUAAAUUUCAACCUUGUAAUAUAUUACUGUAUAAGCGAAAGUUAUAAGCGAAAUUUCGUAAUGUUUCUGUUUUAAACUGGAGAGCAAUAACCCUUAUUUAACCCAAAGUCAGUCUCAAGUACAUUAUAACAGAUUUCGCCUUUUUUUUACAUAAAUACACCUUUCCCGAAUUAUAAUAAUUAUGACGUCAUCCAUUAGUGUUUUUCAAAUAAGGAUAUUCAGAUAGAAUAUUAAAUUCUUAUCAUGACAAAAAUGAAGUUUUUAGAGCAAUAUAAUAUUAUACUUAGAUUUUAUUUAGAUUUAAAAAAUAAUUAUUUUAAAAACGAGCCUAUAAAGGUUUUUGGUAACUUUCAGCUCGAAAUUGAGGCACUUAACAAACAGAAAUAUUUACGAAAUUAGGUAAUUUGUUCUACCUUUUGCUAAGGAACUUAGGGAUAAGAAUCAAUUUUAGCAUCGACUGCUUAAAUUGAGUUUGGCAUAAUUAGGAAAUUCGGGAAUGGUCUGUCACACUAUGAGAAAAUAAAAGUACCUAGAAAAACUAAGAAUUUUUAUGACUCAUCAUACAAAUUUGUCGUUUGCACAAAAUUUAUCUCGAGGUUAAAUAAGAAACUGUUCUUGCUUGCUAGAAUAUGACGUGUAAUUUGCAGACUUUUAUAUUUCUUUGUUAUUGCUCGUUAUUUUUCUUUUUUUUUUACUGUUUAGGUAAAAAACAAAGUGAAGGAAAA